This is a messenger RNA of Podarcis raffonei (Aeolian wall lizard), 1870 nucleotides long. RefSeq names its product histocompatibility minor 13 (gene HM13). Gene Ontology annotation, molecular function: aspartic endopeptidase activity, intramembrane cleaving. The record is from RefSeq and is a predicted model, not a curated record. NCBI's taxonomy places the organism in Eukaryota, Metazoa, Chordata, Lepidosauria, Squamata, Lacertidae. Gene Ontology annotation, biological process: membrane protein proteolysis. The coding region runs from base 65 to 1291 and encodes 408 amino acids. Gene Ontology annotation, cellular component: membrane; lumenal side of endoplasmic reticulum membrane; cytoplasmic side of endoplasmic reticulum membrane. The transcript is spliced from 13 exons.
CUGGGCGCCGCCGAGGCCGCCUCCGCCGGGCCGGAAGUGCGGACUGCGUUGGGGACUGGAGACGAUGGAGCAGGCCGAGGCGCACAACGGGAGCGGGGCCGGCGACGCCUCGGCGGCCGGGGCUGCCGGGGCUCGGCCUCCCGCCACCCCGGAGGGCAUGGCGCUGGCCUACGGCAGCCUGGUGCUCAUGGCCCUGCUGCCCAUCUUCUUCGGGGCGCUGCGCUCCGUCUCCUGCGCGAAGGGGAAGAAUGCUUCGGAUAUGCCGGAGACCAUUACCAGCCGAGAUGCUGCCCGCUUUCCUAUCGUUGCCAGCUGCACCCUCUUAGGCCUCUAUCUCUUCUUCAAAAUAUUCUCUCAAGAAUACAUCAACCUGUUGCUCUCCAUGUAUUUCUUUGUCCUGGGGAUCCUUGCCCUUUCCCACACCAUCAGCCCCGUGAUGAACAAAUUCUUCCCAGUCAAUUUCCCCAACAAGCAGUACCAGCUUCUCUUCACUCAGGGCUCUGGGGAAAGUAAAGAAGAGGCUGAUAGAGGUGAAAACGACGUGGUGGCUUUUGUUGCAGAGAUUGUCAACUACGAGUUCGACACCAAGGACCUCGUGUGCCUGGCCAUGAGCAGCAUCGUUGGAGUCUGGUACCUGUUGAGAAAGCACUGGAUUGCCAACAACCUCUUUGGCCUGGCCUUCUCUCUCAACGGGGUGGAGCUGCUGCAUUUGAACAAUGUCAGCACCGGCUGCAUCCUCCUCGGGGGGCUCUUCGUCUACGAUGUCUUCUGGGUCUUUGGCACCAACGUUAUGGUGACGGUCGCAAAGUCCUUUGAGGCGCCCAUAAAAUUGGUUUUCCCCCAAGAUCUUCUAGAGAAAGGCUUGGAGGCCGACAACUUUGCCAUGCUGGGCCUGGGGGACAUUGUCAUCCCAGGAAUCUUCAUUGCUUUGCUGCUGCGCUUUGACAUCAGCCUCAAGAAGAACACGCACACGUACUUCUACACCAGUUUCGUGGCUUAUAUUUUUGGGCUGGGCCUCACCAUCUUCAUCAUGCACAUCUUCAAACAUGCCCAGCCUGCCCUGCUCUACCUGGUCCCGGCCUGCAUCGGCUUCCCUCUCCUGGUGGCUCUGGUGAAGGGAGAAGUGGCAGAGAUGUUCAGCUACGAAUCCUCCGCUGAAAUCUUGCCCCAUACCCCAAGACUCACCCAUUUCCCUAGCGUCUCCGGGUCUCCGUCCAGCCUCGCUGACUCCAUGCAGCAGACACUGUCCUGCUCCCACAGACGCCGGCAGCAAAACCCCAGCGCCAUGUAGCUCUCUCAGGCCUGCCUGUGUAGCCAGCUACGAGGAGAACUCUGCCCCCAAGGAGCUGCCCCCGGGAGAUGCCAAAGAAGGGAAGAAGGAGAAAUGACCUUGGGACGCUCAGCCGGGCUGGGCUCUGCCUGCUGGCCGCCCGCCCUCCCCGCCUCCCCAUCGCAAGUGAAUUUCGUUUUUUAAAAGGCAACUGGAUCGUGUAACAGCCAUGUGUGUUUGUACGUGUGCAUCUGUCUGAAGACUGGCGGAGCAAGGGGGUGGGUGGAAAGCAAGAGGAGGGCCCCCGUAUAUUGACCUCCUCUCUGCCUGCCUGCCUCCUUGCCUGCCUGCAGCUCCUCUUGUUCCCCCGGGGAGGAAGAGGACGGGGCAGGUGGGGGCAAGAAGAAAGCUUCACCCCUUCCGCCAACUGCCCUGACCGCUGUUCAUUGUCUUGGUGGGAAGAAGGAAAUAUGGGAGGGUGGGGUGGGAGGGGAGGGGAGAGAAAGGGAGACUAUGAGCUGAUUUUUAAAUUUUGUAUUGUGGAUUUGCUUCUUCUCAUAUUAAAAUGAAACAAAACAAAAAAAAAUUAUUGAAGGACCA